AUGCAUGCUCUCUCCCUCGAGACCAAGAAGAGGCUAUGCCAUGAUGGUCUGCCCCUAACUAUUGUGAAGGGCACUGUGGGAUAUGGUCCACUUUGGUCGCUUAUGCGAAGGGCACAGAGGCAUGGCUUGUGCUUUGCCUUCACCUUCUCAUUGGUGGCAACAACAGUGGUGUUGUUUCUGACAGCAUGCGUGGCUUUCUAG
Messenger RNA from Sphenostylis stenocarpa, 201 nucleotides. The record is from the annotation of a GenBank genome assembly. Lineage: Eukaryota; Viridiplantae; Streptophyta; Magnoliopsida; Fabales; Fabaceae.